This is a messenger RNA of Rubroshorea leprosula, 538 nucleotides long. Lineage: Eukaryota; Viridiplantae; Streptophyta; Magnoliopsida; Malvales; Dipterocarpaceae. The record is from the annotation of a GenBank genome assembly.
UCUUCAUUCUACUUCCCAUUUCAAAAACCCUUUCUAACUUCAAUAUCUCAACCAUGAAGAUCACAACCUUGCUGAUUGUCCUCUCUGCUCUUCUCAUGAUCUGGGUGGCGGCUCUGCAAGCCAACGCCGCCAUGACUGAUCGCAGACUUCAACGUGAGGCCAACCUAGGUCGCAAGGCUGAUGUUGGUGCAGCUACUGAUGCCAACAGCGCUGCGACAGUAGUAACCAGUAGUACUGAUGGUGCUGCUGAUGAUGAUACGAACCCGAAUCCUGGCAAGUACGCACCUAGUUCUGAUACUUUUACUCACCGCAAAUAUCCGGAUGACCAAAACCCUAACCCUAAAAAUUAAUUAGUACCCAUAAGAUAGACGAGGAAUAAAGUGGAACAAGUAUCAAAAACAAGUAUACACUUAUGUUUGGUUCCACGAGUAAUGGUUAUGCAAAUCUAUGGCUUGUACGUUGUAUGUGAAAAAUUAAUAUAUAUGGUUUGGUACCUUGCCGUCUUAUGUAUGAUAGAGUAUAAAAUUGUGAUUUGUUU